AUGGCCCUUCCCUCAAUAUCCUCCGUUCCGUCUCUCUCCACAGAUCGCCGAGCCCAAAUCUUGGACACCCUCUUUGAACCAUGUACCCAAUUGCAUACUCUAUCGGUCUCCACUCUCCAUGGCACCACCUACUCAGACUACGCUGCACUCAUCUCAUCGAUUGGAGACCAGCUGAAAUCUCUGCUAAACUCCUUGUCAACGAGCGACACCGAGUGGCUUGAUGCCAUUCUGGCAGCUCAUCCACGAUUAGGAGAGAAGAAAGUCGACAGCGAACUCAGUCGGCAGGAGCAGGCGCAGCUGCAAAAUGGUAAAGGGGAGAAAGGGGAAGCGGAGGGAUUAGCAGAGGUGAAUCGUCAGUAUGAAGAAAGAUUUAAUGGGCUAAGAUAUGUAGUAUUUGUCAAUGGCCGAAGUAGGCAUCUCAUUAUGGAAGACAUGAGACAAAGAAUCAAGCGAGGCAAUCUCGAGCAAGAGAAGUUGGAUGCGAUCAAGGCCAUUUGCGAUAUCGCUCUGGACCGAGUUAACAGGUUAGGCGAAGAGCCCGAGGCUUGA
Molecule: messenger RNA, 549 nt
Organism: Endocarpon pusillum Z07020
Lineage: Eukaryota; Fungi; Ascomycota; Eurotiomycetes; Verrucariales; Verrucariaceae
Exons: 3
Coding region: 1-549 (182 amino acids)
Source: RefSeq, a predicted model, not a curated record